Molecule: messenger RNA, 483 nt
Organism: Ceratotherium simum simum (southern white rhinoceros)
Lineage: Eukaryota; Metazoa; Chordata; Mammalia; Perissodactyla; Rhinocerotidae
Source: RefSeq, a predicted model, not a curated record
GUAUGAAAAGCUCUGUCAGCCCCCAGGUUUCCUCAGAAGCCCUUCCUCAAGGCCAUGAAGAUGGACCGGCUUUGCCUCUUUGCUCUUCUUGCCCUCCUGAGCAUCCUGGUGGCUGGCACCCAGGGGAAUAAAGAGCUCUCUUGCAUCCUUGCAGUCCCUCCUGCCUUCUGCCUGGAGCCUCCCUACACGGGUCCCUGCAAGGCCCGUUUUCCCAGGUACUUCUUUAACGCCACCUCGAGGGAAUGCAAGGUCUUUACCUACGGUGGCUGCAGAGGGAAGAAGAAUAACUUCGGGGACAAAGAGGAGUGCCUGAGAACCUGCCGUGGGAAUGACCCACCACCUAAGAGCCCCAGGAGGGAGGAGGAGAAGGAGGAGGGGAAAAGGGUCUGCCGGCUGCAGCUGGUUGAGCAGCUGAUUGAGUUGUGCUGGGCCUGGAAGCUGCAUAUGUUCCUGGUUCCCACUGGGGCCAAGAGUGACACCUGA